CCCCUCCCGCUGCUCUCAGAGAGGAGACCUGAAACCCUUCAUUUGUUAUGACGAACAUUUUGGUCUAGACGGCUGUAUUACUGCUUUUUCGUCAGUAUGUAACCCAGAGCUGCCUAUUCCACUGUAAGAUUAUGUUCAACGUCCUCCCCCCCCUGUGUGCUGCUUUGCUGAGAGCCAGGUCAGAGAAGAACAUGGAUGUCUGACCGGUUUAAAAAGAGACAGGAGAGAGAAAGCGAGAAAGACACAUCCUGUCACUCGUUGCAGCGCAGGAACAGCAGCCCGGUGAAGGAAAGCUACGAGGUGUGUGGUGAUGUCUGAGGCAGAGGCACAGGAAGCUCCUGCUACUGAGGAGAAACCAGAGCUCACGGCGGGGAACACGUCCAGUAAUACCCCACAGGUACAAGGUGGAGCAGCUGCGUCUCCAGCUGGGGCCUCUGCACAGCUUCCUGCCACCUCAGCAACAGAGGAUGAGGAUGAGAGUGAGGAUGAAUCAGAUAUCCUGGAAGAGAGUCCAUGUGGCCGCUGGCAGAAACGUAGAGAAGAGGUGAAUCAGCGUAAUGUUCCAGGCAUAGAUGCUGCAUACUUGGCAAUGGACACAGAGGAAGGGGUGGAGGUAGUUUGGAAUGAAGUCAUGAUUUCAGAGAGAAAGAACUUCAAACCGCUGGAGGAAAAAGUGAAGGCUGUAUUUGAUAACCUGAUCCAUUUGGAACAUGCCAAUAUUGUCAAAUUUCACAAGUACUGGGCUGACACAAAGGACAACCGGGCCAGGGUAAUUUUCAUUACUGAAUAUAUGUCAUCAGGAAGUUUGAAGCAGUUUCUAAAGAAGACAAAAAAGAACCACAAGACCAUGAAUGAAAAGGCUUGGAAGAGGUGGUGCACACAGAUCCUGUCUGCUCUCAGUUAUCUCCACUCAUGUGACCCACCCAUCAUCCAUGGCAACCUGACCUGCGACACUGUCUUCAUUCAGCACAACGGGCUCAUCAAGAUCGGAUCAGUCGCUCCAGACACCAUUAACAGCCAUGUGAAGACGUGUCACGAAGAGCAGAAGAACUUGCACUUUUUUGCCCCAGAAUAUGGAGCUGACGAUGAUGUUACGACGGCUGCAGACAUCUACUCGUUUGGCAUGUGUGCCCUGGAGAUGGCACUUUUGGAGAUUCAGGGGAACGGAGAAUCCUCUUAUGUUUCUCAGGAAGCCAUCAACAAUGCUAUUCAGUUACUGGAGGACCCACUGCAGAGGGAGUUAAUCCAAAAAUGCCUGGAGUGUGAUCCCAGCACAAGGCCUACAGCCAAGGAGCUUCUUUUUAACCAGGCGCUGUUUGAAGUCCCGCUCUUAAAACUACUGGCUGCACACUGCAUUGUUAGCCACCAACAUAUGAUUCCAGAGAAUGCUCUGGAGGAGAUUACAAAGAACCUGGACCCCAACCUCGUCAUUGCUGUGACCAAAGAGGAUGUUCAGCUCAAGCUUUCACAGUUUCCUGCUUUGGAGCUUGAUAAAUUCCUGGAGGAUGUGAGGAAUGGUAUUUAUCCAAUGACAGCGUUUGGGGUGCCCUGUCCACAGCACGCUCAGCAGGAGACUGUUAAAUCUCCCAUUGUCAUCCCUUUGGUUAAAUCCCCCACGCCUGAGCCUGCAGAGCUUGAGACACGGAGGGUCCUUUAUAUGCAGUGUAACUUUGAACCCGUGGAGGAGGGAGCAAAGUAUCAUCUAACAUUACUGCUGAAACUGGAGGAUAAGCUGAAUAGACAUCUAAGCUGUGACAUGUUACCCUAUGAGAAUUUUCAAGAGAUGGCUGGAGAGUUGGUGCAGCUGGGCUUAAUCAGUGAGAUGGACCAAAACAAAGUCGCCUCUCUACUAGAAGAAGCAUUCAGCCAAGCUGUUCACUAGCAAUGGUUUCCUUGACCAUGGUACUGUCUCCUCAGAACUACACUCUCUACCUUGUUACAUGUUCUUUUUGGAUACUCAACACAAUGAGUGAAUUCAGUGUUUUUUUUCCCUCAUGUCUUUUCUACAAAGCCUUAGGCGGUAAUGUGACCAAAGGGGUGGGGUUUCUGAUACAGAAGUAAAACCUCCUCAAAGCACACAAAACCUUUAAGAAAUAGCCAGACAACUCCAGAGAAACCACCUGGAGUGAUUUCAUGUUUUUUUUUUUAAAAAUCAUAUAAACAUACAUGCAUAUGUUUGGAAUUCUAUUAAUUGAGUUUGCUAUUAAAAUGGUUAUGUUAAAUUUUAUUAUCUCACUUUGUCCUCAAGCACACAGCUGUAUUUUAUUAUGAGGUGUUUACAUUGAGGUUUAUCUAAAAUAUUAUAAGAGACUGAUUCUGGCCUUCCUUGGAGUCACAACUAACUUGCUGCUGUUGUACUGCUGAAUUUCAAUUGUACAAUCUCCACCUGUUGACAAUCAGCAAAACUGUAAAGAAGGAGGGAUAGAUUUACAUCCAAGUAAAAACUUAGAAAAUAGGUCAGGCCAUUCUGUUCUGGAUCCUAAUUUCAUGUGGUUCUCUGUUUCAAUGGCUCCAUUUUUGUUAGGCUUUAUGUGACAGAACAUUCCCAGCUCCUCCACUUUUGUGGUUUGUUUGAUGAGCCAGUCACCUCUUAGAUUAAAUAUGUGGAAUAGUUUGAAAACUGGAUUUCAGACAUGCAACUUUGUCUGUUUACUUGAUUAUAGAUACAUUUUUUGAAAUUUUAAAAGCCUUUGAUACAGAACAACAUGUAUGUGCAUUAAUGCAUUUCACAUUUUGAGAAGGCAUCUUGCCAAUUUUCCCUGGAGGAUGAUCACUUGGUUACUUAAGGAGUACUGUGAACUCAGUUUUACUGAAUUUGUGUUUGUUUUUAUAUUUUGCUUUGCUAGUGGCACACAUACCUUAAAGUUCUCCUUUCAUAUUAUUUUUGUUUUAUGAAAUUUUGCUGCUUGUUGGGUUCACACAUGCUACUCUGCCUUUAAAAUACAUUCAAAUGAGACUUGUGUACUGAACUCGGCUGCCAUAUCUUGCAGAGAGAGGACCUAGCCUUUUCUUGACAGAUCAGCAUGUGUUUUGAAUAAAACAGAAACAGAUCAUGUGUUUUUCUUGACUUAUUUCCCUUUGGUUUACUGUGUUUACACAGAGACCACAUUCUUAAAGAGUCUGAGCCACUGCACACCUGUCUCUGUCCCUGUUUCUGUUGCUUUUGUUUUCAUUAGCUAACAGACAAGUUUGUAAAACUGAGUUAACUGACAUGAUCCUAAGCAUGCAGACACUUGAAUUCAUAUAUAUGUUACAGACCUUAUUUAGACAUGUGUUGAGUUUAAGAGUUACCUGUGGCAUUUCUCUGAUGUUUUGGCUCAGAACUCUUUGUGGACUACUGCUACUACUCCGUCUGAAAGCUCAUACAGUUAAGAACCUUAAACUGACAGCAUGAGUGCAAAGAAAAUACAACAUAUCCAGUAUGUGUAGAAAAUCACAGCAACUGUUUGGAUACUGUUGCACACCAACUUACCUUGUUCUGGUGUUUUAUUACAACUAUACUUCCACUGUCUUAUAAUUUCUCUACCAGCUAAUUGAACACUGUUUUUGAGCUUUCAGACUGAAUGUUAAUCCGAUGUUUGUUGUUGGGUUGCACACCUCAUCAGUAAGAUCAUAACAAUCCAAACUGUUAUAUUUCUUAAGUAUUUUUUAAAUGUUUUCAGGCUAACAUUGUGUUACAAUGUUUUUCAUUUGCUGUACAAAUGGGUAGUCUAUCUCAUUACAUUGAUUGCUUUAUUUUACUCCGUCUUUGUGUCUAUUUGUGAACUGCUACGAUUGUAUUUUCCAAGCAUGUGUUCUAAAGUCAGCCAGGAGAAUGUAAAUGCACCACUUCUAGUACAGAGAAGGAGGUAAAACAAAACCAAUGUGAUCACAGGAGCUUUAAACCAACUCUCUCCCUUACGCCCCUUCAUCUCCUCUGUCUUUCUCUUUGUUCUGUCUUUUCCACACUAUUUAUUGGUGGUGAUGAAACUGGUUAUUAAAUAAUCGUACAGGGUGGGCAGCUUUAGCCUGUUUCUCCAUUAUGUGAGCUUUUUGGUUACAUUUGGAAAUGCUUAUAUUUUGUAUAUGACAUGAAUGUCAAUAAAUGUGUGUCUUUUUCUGAGACGUAUCCUGACAAGCUUAAAAGAAGAAUGUUCUUACGAAUAAAUGUGUGAACUGCUUCA
Messenger RNA from Acanthochromis polyacanthus (spiny chromis), 4163 nucleotides. RefSeq names its product nuclear receptor-binding protein-like. Gene Ontology annotation, molecular function: ATP binding; protein kinase activity. Gene Ontology annotation, cellular component: cytoplasm; endomembrane system. The record is from RefSeq and is a predicted model, not a curated record. Gene Ontology annotation, biological process: intracellular signal transduction; endoplasmic reticulum to Golgi vesicle-mediated transport; protein phosphorylation. Bases 311 to 1882 code for a protein of 523 amino acids. Lineage: Eukaryota; Metazoa; Chordata; Actinopteri; Pomacentridae. The transcript is spliced from 18 exons.